AUGGAGAAUUUUGUAACGGAUAAAAGUAAUGAAAAGCAACAGAUAAGGGUGUUCACUUUAAAUUGUUGGGGACUUCCAUGUUUUUCAAAAAAUAAAAAAUGUCGUAUCACAGCUAUUGCAGAGUAUUUGUCAUCAAGUGAUUUAGAUAUAGUAUGCUUACAAGAAAUCUGGUCUAAAAAAGAUUAUUUAUACAUCAGUAAAAAGUGUUUUCUACAACUUCCUUAUUCACAUUACUUUAAUAGCUUCAUCAUUGGCUCUGGUUUAUGCAUUUUUUCUAAACAUCCAAUAUCUGAUGUUUACUUUCAUCAAUGGCCAAUCAAUGGAUAUGCUCAUAAAAUUCAUCAAGGGGACUGGCUGGCUGGUAAAGGGGUUGCUUUUGCAAGAAUUAAAAUAAAAGAUUUGGUUGUUAAUGUUUAUAAUGCUCAUCUUCAUGCAGAAUAUAACAUUCAUGGCACUGAAUAUUUAAGUCACAGAGUUUUACAAGCAUUUGAUACUUCUCAGUUUAUCAGAUUGACCAUUGAAGAUUGUGAUUUGGCUGUAUUGGCCGGAGAUCUGAAUACAGAGCCUGAUGAUUUAGCAAUAAAAAUUUUAAAUCAAAAUGCUCAAUUAACAGAUUGCUAUUUUGUUGCUCAAAAGAAGACUCUAACUUUUUUUGGGACCAAUGAAAGUACUAGAAAUAGCUAUGCUCCAAAAUCAGAAGUUAAACGUUUACCACAAGGAAAAAGAAUUGAUUACAUUUUGUACAGGAAUUCUCGGAAAAUAAAUGUUGAAGUCCAAAAUUACCAAUUUCCAUUACCAGAAAAAGUUCCUGGUUGCACUCAUAGUUAUUCCGAUCAUGAAGGAGUUGAGGUUUUAUUACAGUAUGGGUUUGAUUCUGCACUUAAAGGUAGAGGGCCUGAGGGUAAUUCUUAUGAACUUCAAUUAACAUUAGAAACUGCAAUUGAUGUAUGUAAUGAUGCAUUGCAUAAACUUCGAGUUGCUCAGAAAACAUAUUUAACACUAUCAAUAUUAUUUGGGGUUUUAAUUAUUGUAUCAUGGUUUGCUGAAUUAUUUUUUUACAUUCCAUUAGAUAUAGGAGGUUACCAAGUGGCUUCCACUAAAAGCAAUAAAUAUUAUAUUUUAUAUAAAACUUACACGUUGGGAUAUAAAUUAUUUUUUUACUUUUCCCUCCUUUUUAUUACAAUAAGAAAUAUCAAAUUUUUCAAAUGCGCAUGUGUUUCCGGAAAAGUACGAAGUUGUCCGAAGUUAUUACUUAAGUGCAUAAGUCGUAUUGCCCUGGAAGAAGUUAAAAAUUGUUUGUUCCAGGUGUUACCGCUUUAA
This is a messenger RNA of Pediculus humanus corporis (human body louse), 1320 nucleotides long. Its product is annotated as sphingomyelin phosphodiesterase, putative. The record is from RefSeq and is a predicted model, not a curated record. Lineage: Eukaryota; Metazoa; Arthropoda; Insecta; Psocodea; Pediculidae. Gene Ontology annotation, molecular function: sphingomyelin phosphodiesterase activity. Gene Ontology annotation, cellular component: cytoplasm. The transcript has 10 exons. The coding region runs from base 1 to 1320 and encodes 439 amino acids.